Messenger RNA from Acanthopagrus latus (yellowfin seabream), 3348 nucleotides. It is a transcript of the gene cacfd1, whose product is annotated as calcium channel flower domain containing 1. NCBI's taxonomy places the organism in Eukaryota, Metazoa, Chordata, Actinopteri, Spariformes, Sparidae. Gene Ontology annotation, biological process: vesicle-mediated transport. Gene Ontology annotation, cellular component: membrane. The transcript has 5 exons. The record is from RefSeq and is a predicted model, not a curated record. The coding region runs from base 534 to 1040 and encodes 168 amino acids.
GCAUACAGGAGUCCUCCCACAAUGCACCGCUUACAUCGACUGAGCGGCAGCCAGGUAGAAGAACAACAGAGCGGCUACUUCAACCGAAACAAACCUCGUAAAUAUAACGUCAGUGGACAGGUUUUAGGCGUGAGAAAGCGAGCCCGCGGUUGUUUUAGGACAUUUUUAGGCUUCCAGGAGGAGUUUCGGGCGGAUGCGGCGGUGAUAGCCACUCCUAGCGGCAGCUGGUGGCGGUGCUUCUUAGCAUCAGCUAGCCCGGUUAGCUAGUUGUAGCUGACGGGGCGAAGCUGUGAGAAAAGCCGCUGGUAACAUCAGACAGCUCGCCCAAACACGAACAGAAAAUAUACAUAUAUUUUUGAAUAUAAAAGAGUUGAAGUUACGUCUAGUUUUACUAGAUAGGAGACGCUGUGUCGGUGUAAAAAAGCGAGUGAGCGUUUAGUUUGAGUUAGCUAAGUUAAGUUAGCUUUUGUUUAGGUUGUCUCAGGCUGACAUCUGUAAAUACUGGAUUUAGCUAACGUCGCGACAAAAACACAAUGAGCUCCGAGGAGACUGCACCGUCCACUAAAGCCACUCCGGAGGAUGAUGGCAUGACAUGGUGGUACCGAUGGAUCUGCAAAAUAGCCGGGGUCUUAGGAGGAAUAUCCUGCGCCGUCUCAGGAGUGUGGAACUGUGUCACUGUGAACCCUUUAAACAUCGCUGCAGGGGUAUGGAUGGUGUUGAAUGCCUUCGUGCUGUUUCUAUGUGAAGUCCCAUUUUGUUGCCAGUUCAUAGAGUUUGCUAAUGCAGUAGCAGCCCGGGCAGACAAAUUCAAGCCUUGGCAGAAAGCCUUCUUCUACUGUGGGAUGGCUCUGUUCCCUGUUUUCCUGAGUUUCUCCUUCACAACAUUGUUUGGAAACGCCAUCGCCUUUGCUACAGGAGUUCUGUAUGGCCUUGCGUCUUUAGGCAAAAAGGGAGACGCGGUGACUUACGCCAGACUGCAGCAUCAGAAACAGGGUGAUGAGGAGAGGAUGACGGGAACGACAAACGGGGCUCCAGAGUGAGGCGCUUGCCUUCCCACUCUCUUCUUUAGUUCUUACCGAUGAAUUUUUCUCCCUGUAUUCCAUCCAUCAUACUUCUUCACCCCAUGCUUUCCUCCCUCCCACCUCUAUCACUACACAACAAUGGUAUUUGUUUUAUUAAUUUUCUUGAACUACUGCAUUCUUGUUGUCCUGACCUGAUAGUAUCCAAACAGAUUGGUGUUGGGUUCAGUCCAUGGGGGUCUCUCAGUGUGAAUCGAUACCUCAGAUUAUAAAUUUAGUUUUUACGAUUUUACUCCUGAGUUAUAUUUAUUGUCUUUUUCCCUUUGUUGUUUGUUGCUGUUGUUAGUUGUAAACCUUGUUUUUGCACGAAAAAAAAGAAAUGUGAGGUACAGCUUUGUUUGUUGCCCAAGAGCCUUUCAGGAAAUCCGAAUAGAAAUGAUUGUGAUGAUUAUUGUGCUAAAUAUACAUCAUUGACUUUUGGUUAUUCGGUUCGACUUUGAGGCUGUGAUUCAGAGUUGUCUGAUUUAGAGAGCCAGUAAAGGUCAAAUGAGGACAUUGACACCCAAAUAUUGCAGCUCUUUUGCAGCUGAUCAUUAUCAUCACAGUUUUAGGCAGUUUGGUUUUCAAUUCAACCAAUUUACCUUUAGCAUUGAAUGUAUGUGACGAGAAUUAAAAGUCGAGGUAACUGUGAAAGCUAGGGCUAGAAAAGUUACAUUUCCAUUCAAAAUUAGGGGAUCUUAUUAAAUACUUACAGACUGAGCUUUGGAUUUGAUGACAGAGGUUUUGUCUUAUUUGUGUUGACCAGGACUAGAUUACCAAUUGUAUUGAAAGAAACUGCCUGAACUAAAGAUUACAUUAUUCAACUUGACGGUUACAUGACAAAUCUGUAAAUAACCUCAAACGUUUCCUUAAGUUUUUUCCUGAGUUGUAUUUUGUUGGACAACUUUAAAUUAUCUGCAUAUCAGCAGACUACUAGUGGGAUUUGUGUUGAUGAUUUUAGUAGUUUUAGGUUAGAUUCAAGCAAGUACAUGAUGAGGAAAAUGUGGCAGUUUGAUUUCAUGUUUAGACUUCAACUACAGAAUUUAAUCAACCAAACCGAAAUUAUUGAGCAUCCCUCAAAAAAAAAAAAAGAAGCGUGAUUAUGGUGUUGCUUACAACUCUGAAUUUCAGCCUGAAUGCUUUUUAAACAUACAUAGAAAGGCAUUAUGACUAUUCUUAACAUUGGGGGAAUGUAUCUGGUAAACCCAAAGAUAAAGAUGGUUUCUUUAUUUUUGUUUAAUGCUUUCAAAUAUUCAUUUUUGUUCAGUUGGUCUUAGGCUCAGUUGUGGCAUUCCUGCACGAAACUUUUGGUAGCACAGCCUCUGGUAUAUAGGGAACUCAGUUAAAAGAUUCAGUGCAUUGGACAGCUUGUUUACAUUUGGUUUGUCACGAUCAAGUAGCCAGUUGCCAGGUGGGGCUGCAGAUUAUGUAAUAUAAAACUAGAAUUAUUUGAACUAGAAUGUAUUAUUUGUUCUCCUUUUUAAAAACAUCUACCUUUUUUGUAAUUCUUAUUUUGGAAUCCGUUACUGAAUAUCUGUUGUAUUUAUUCUUAGUCAUAAUUAGUACACUUUACCAAAACCUGUUAAAUUAUUGAUGUUAAUGAAAUGUAUUUAAUGAGGGGAAGUGUCUUGAUUCAGGGACUAUUUGGUCUGUAUCCCACACAAUGAUCAGAGCCGUGGUUUGCCUUCAUCACUCGAAUGAGGUAUGCAGUGGUCAGCAAUGUACUUUUUGUGUUGUUUUGUUGCCUUGCCGCCGUUGUGUUAUGUGUAACGAGGAUGCUUUGGGAAUAAUUGUUUACACGUACCUCUUACAGCCGUUUCUAUUUUAAGUCUAUUACUCGCUGCUGGAUUAUUGACACAUUACCACCAGCUCUCAGGUAUCGUACUUACCAAUGCAAAGCGUUAGUAGUUCAUGCAUAGAUCUUAGAUUUAUGGUAACUCACAUACAGUUAGCAUGUGUAAAACAUGGAAAACAUGCUCAGCCAGCAUUUAUGAGUGAUAGAACACUACACACACACACCAGCAGUAUGCUACAGUCUGACACUACACACUCUCACACGACAGUUUUCAUAAGACGUAGAAACACAAAAUCACCUCUCUCCUUGUUCACAGCCACCCACCUUUAUGUUAUUGCAGUGACUUGCAUCCAAGACUCCUUUUGAUUUGAAUGAAUUCACAUCUGCAGGUGUUUGGAGCAUAUUUUGCUGUAAGGGAUAUGUGUAAAAUGUGUGUUUUGAUGUGAAUCCUGAUCCUGUUAUCAUAAAGUGAAUUAAACAAACUUGCUACUACUA